Messenger RNA from Schizophyllum commune H4-8, 569 nucleotides. RefSeq lists its product as uncharacterized. The coding region runs from base 143 to 334 and encodes 63 amino acids. The record is from RefSeq and is a predicted model, not a curated record. The transcript is spliced from 3 exons. Lineage: Eukaryota; Fungi; Basidiomycota; Agaricomycetes; Agaricales; Schizophyllaceae.
GCUACCCGCGGGCGGUAGCGGCCGCUCUCGAGGUUCAAUCCCACGAUACGCGCGCUGAACGAGUGGAGUGACGAUGGACGAACAGGUGUCGUAUUGGGCCGCGCCGCCCCGAGUAGUACCGACAAGCCUCCUUCAAGCAGCCAUGCCCAUAACGACUGCGACGAGCAUACACCGCGGGCGCAUUCCCUGCCACCGCUCCCCCUUCCCUCCUCCUCGCGAGUCAAAUCUCGCUCGCCUCCCUUCCCCCUAUCCGAUCGAGCAGCAUCCCCCGGAACCCCAAUGCUGGCUAAACAACUGCAUGCGCACGUCCACCUACUUCCGACGAUUGCGCUGAGCUGCCACGGUGCGGUACGGUUGCUCCUGGUCUCCCCCUUAUGCCUCCCCCUAUCUUGACUCGGCGAGUUGUCUUCAAUUGUCCUCCACUCCUCUUUUUCCCCUCUGCAAUGACCUGUCUACUAGAUCUCAGUAUACUCAAAAAUGCACUCUGGAGAUCUCUGCAGUAUGGUAGCAGCACCCGGAUUUGAACACGGAACUUGGUGCUGACCUCACACACUGCUCGCGGGUGCGGG